UCAACUGCGUGGUGUAGAGGUUACAAAAAUGGAACUAAAGGAAAACUGCACCAUCAGAAAUACACAUACAGAACCCAACACGAGUCUUUCAUUGUUAUGAUGUUUUCUAAAUCUGUUGCCAAUUCGAGUUUGGUAUUUAGAAUGUCUGGUGUCUCUUAUCUUACAUUUUUCUUUGUCUCUCAUCUUUUACUUGGUUCUUUGGCUCAAGAAGAAGAGGGCUCCAGCCCAAAAUGUCAACCUUUUCAUUGUGGAAUGCUUGGCCUUGUAAGCUUCCCUUUUUUCAAUGAAACGUAUCCUGAAUGUGGAUUCUUGAGAAUAAAGAACUGCACUGAACAGGAGUCUCCUAGCAUUCAAUUGGGAAAAGAUUGGCCAAGGCUUUAUGUUGAUCACAUCUCUCAGGAUUAUAAGUUUCAGCUUCACGAUCAACCAAUAAAUUGGUCAGGCCCACCAGAAUUUAACAAGUCGGGGAGCAACAGAAGCUGUGAUGGAUUAUUAAAAAAAUUUACCCUGGCAAGCCCAUAUUCAGUCUUUUUUAAAAUCAAUCAAAACCUGCUCAAUUGUUCCCAUGGCGGAAAGCCCGAAGAUUUUGGACCCCGGAAGCUUUGCAAUGACUCCACGUACGACAUUUUCGACGAGAAGUGCCCGUCAAAACUCCCAUCUAAUUGCUUUCGUAUCUUGUUCACAAAUAAGACGAUUCAAAAGGGUGUUACCUUCUUGAACUUGUCCACCCAUAUGUUUGAACUCCAAGUGACUGAAGAAUGUGUUCUGUGUCGUACCAGGGGAGGCAAAUGUCAAGUUUACAAGGAGAAAUUUCAUUGUUUAAUAGCCUCAGCCCCCUCCUCAUCUGAACUUGGACGAACUCAGAAAGAUAAACAACAAUGGUGGAAGCUAGCCUUGGGACUAGGUAUCGGAAUUGGAGGAUUAGCCAUCCUGAUUGUUGUAUUGAUUUGGUCCAUCCACCGUCACAAGAAAAAAAUAUCUGCAAGCUUCAACUCAAGACUCAUUUCCAAUGAUCCCCCAAGAUCAGAAUUGGAAGUAGGUAGUGUCUGUUUUGGUGUCCCGCUCUUCUCAUACAAAGAACUUGCAGAAGCCACUGAUAACUUUAGUCAUGAGAAAGAGCUUGGAGAUGGUGGCUUUGGACGGGUGUAUUACGCGAAACUUCAGGACGGGAGGGAAGUUGCAGUGAAGCGCUUUCAUGAGCACAACAAUAGAAAGUUUGAGCAGUUUAUGAAUGAAAUUGAGAUCCUCACUCGAUUGCGCCACAAGAAUCUUGUGUCCCUUUAUGGCUGCACUUCACGUCACAGUCCACAGGGUCUCCUCCUGGUGUAUGAAUUCAUUCCUAAUGGAACCGUUGCUGAUCAUCUUCGCGGUGGAAGAGUGAAGCCUGGCUCACUUCCAUGGCCUAUUCGCAUGAACAUCGCAAUAGAAACAGCUAGCGCAUUGGCUUACCUCCAUGCUUCUGAUAUCAUACACAGGGACAUGAAGACUAACAACAUUCUACUUGAUAACAACUUCAGUGUAAAAGUUGCAGAUUUUGGGCUUUCGCGGUUGUUUCCAACCGAUGUCACUCAUGUCUCAACAGCUCCACAAGGAAGUCCGGGCUAUGUCGAUCCUGAGUAUCAUUUAUGUUAUCAGUUAACAGAUAAGAGUGAUGUUUAUAGCUUUGGAGUUGUCCUGAUUGAGCUCAUUUCAUCAAUGCCUCCUGUUGAUAUGAACAGGGAGAAACAAGAGAUUAACUUGGCUUACUUAGCAGUAAACAGGAUUCAGAAUUCUGCACUUGAAGAGCUGAUUGACCCAUGUCUUGGAUUUCAAUCAGAUGAAGAAGUUAAAAGGAUGACAACUUCAGUUGCAGAGCUUGCCUUUCUAUGUCUGCAACAGAACAGGGAAAUGAGACCUUCCAUGAAUGCGGUAUUGGAGGAAUUGAAGAGAAUUCAAAGUUGCAGCGUGCAGCAUACAGCUUCAUCACCAGAUUUUGAAGUGGCUUCCUUGUUGAAGAAUGUCAGUCUGUCAUCAACAUCCGUGACAUCAAAAUGGGUUAGCAGCGAAAUUACAUCUAGUCGUAGUAGUUAAUGGUUUAUUGGCCUUUUCUAAGCUGUAGAAGGCUGCCCACCAUGAGGAUAAUUGUAUUGUGAAUUUAAUCUUAAUGAGACUUUAACCGAAUAAAGAGAAAAUCUUUGACAAAAACAAUCUAUCAAAGGCACAAAAGUUUAUGCGGUUUGUCAA
Messenger RNA from Mangifera indica (mango), 2223 nucleotides. Its product is annotated as LEAF RUST 10 DISEASE-RESISTANCE LOCUS RECEPTOR-LIKE PROTEIN KINASE-like 1.1. The coding region runs from base 97 to 2070 and encodes 657 amino acids. Lineage: Eukaryota; Viridiplantae; Streptophyta; Magnoliopsida; Sapindales; Anacardiaceae. Gene Ontology annotation, molecular function: protein kinase activity; ATP binding. Gene Ontology annotation, biological process: protein phosphorylation. The record is from RefSeq and is a predicted model, not a curated record. The transcript has 5 exons.